Molecule: messenger RNA, 2152 nt
Organism: Stylophora pistillata
Lineage: Eukaryota; Metazoa; Cnidaria; Anthozoa; Scleractinia; Pocilloporidae
Biological process (GO): long-term memory
Cellular component (GO): plasma membrane
Molecular function (GO): protein binding
Source: RefSeq, a predicted model, not a curated record
UGUCGAUCAAAAGAUAUUUACACGAGCGAGUUCAGAUUUCAUUAAGUGCGAGUACGGGAAAUGGAUUUGGUUGCGGCCUCAUGGUGCAAACAGUUUAACGUUAUCAGUUUUUUACUACUUCUUCAAUCUGCCACAACUCUUUCUCUUUCCUGUCCCGCAAAGUGUGAAUGUACUAAUUUUAGGGACGCUUCAUUCGUGGAGUGCUACAACGUCUCAACUUUGAAAACCAUACCUUCUGGCAUCCCAGCAAAUGCACGCACACUAGUAUUCCAACAUACCCAGAUAUCAAAGAUUCAGCAGAAUGCCUUUCAAGGAUUGCCUCAUGUCAUUGAAAUAGAAAUACAGUUCAACCCAUUAACAACAAUAGAGAGGAACGCUUUCCAAGGCCUUACAAAGCUUAAUGAGCUAGUUUUAAAAGGGAACAAUAUAAACCUCCUUUACAGAGAUUCUUUCCGAGGAAUCCCUCAAAUAAGAAAAAUUUUUCUUUCCAAAAACAACUUGCAAACGCUUCCAGAAGGAUUAUUCGACAAUACAACUAACCUGGAAUUAUUGAGACUUGGUAACAACAAAAUCACUUCGAUACCUUCCACUCUCUUGGCAAGACAUCGGCAGUUAGCAGAUUUGGAAUUGCAGAAUAAUCAGCUUUCUGAGUUUCCUUUGGAACUUCUGAAGAACUUAACUAAUUUAUCGAUUCUUCUUUUGGAUAACAAUCUUUUCACCACGAUCCCGUAUGAAGCCAAAGAAGUACUCGAUAAAAUAGCCCAGAAACAGCAUUCAACCAUAGGGCUUUCCCGUAAUCCACUGAUGUGCACCCAGGAACUUAAAUGGCUUCAGACCUGGAUUAAACUCCAUCCGUCGGUCGUAGAAGUGGACAAGGUCAUGUGUCAAACACCUUUUGGUAACUGGAGCAAAGUGGUUACUUUUAAUUUUAGUCUCUUAGAAACGAAUUUGUGGCCGACACCUGGCAAAAUAAACGAACAUAUGACUUCGCCUACGCCGUCAUUACAAACCACAUAUACGUCAGCAUUCAUCGAAUUACCUGUUACGUCAUCAGCUGCAUCACUGGCCUCGGCUGUAGUCACGUCAUCAAUUCCAUCAUCGCCUACGUCAUCACCGUCACUAACAACGUCAUCAGUUACAUCAUCAGGUAAAUCAAACACCAUUACACCUACUUCUUCGUCUACAUCAAACUCUGCAUCAUCAACAGCAGUCGUCACCAGCCCUCCGGAAACAACAGAAACACCAAAUACUUCUAAGAAGACUGAUGACGUGACCACAAUUUUUACGACUCUAGAAAGUACGGAAAAGAGUAUUCCACCGGAAACGUCUGACACCGUGACCGCGGGCUCAAAGGUCGACGUUUCCACAACGUCAAUCGAAAAAGAGAGUGCUUCAAAAGGAAAGUAUUUAAGCAGGAAUCAACAAGUAAUCCUCUCAGCGUCCCUUGUCAGCGUAUGUCUGAUUGCAACAGUUGCUUUGGCGAUGUAUUUUUUCAGGAAAAAAGUGAUACUUCGUCAGAAAACAAUCAAUGCAAGACUUCCUGGGAUGAUGUACGACCGUGUGAAUACAGUCAGUGUAGUAGAAUGAAGAAUGAGAAGUGUUGUGAAUCACGAAGUGAUUACUAGUUUCAGCGCCUGGUUUAGAAAUGCAUCGGAUUAAGCUGAGGAUUUCAUCCAAAGAUAGAAUAGAAAGAUCAAACUUGGCCGAACCUGCUACAGCUGAUAAACUCGAAGAGUGGGAGAAAGAGAAAUUCUCUAAAGCGAAAUGCUAAACAGGGCACGGUCCAGUGAAAUCGAAACAAAAACAUUGAGAGAGUUCAAGUUACAACUUUCACGUCGUCCGACGAGCAGAUGUUGCGUUAUCAUGAUUUGUUGCGUAGAGCAUCGUGGUACUGAACGAACACAAACCGCCCCCAAAUGGGUGUUCAUUGGGUAUUUUUAAAAAUCAUGAAAUUUCUGAAGCCAUUUUCAUAACAGUUACAGCCCUAGAUGCGAGAUUCUUAUUCAUUUUUUAUUGUUUUUUUUUUCAAUCCCAAGAUAGUUUAGAGAUAUUAUUUAAAAAAGUUUUGAGACAAACUGUAUGUUAUACAUACUAAUGAGAGCUUCAAUAAAAAUCUAAUUGGCCCUUAAUUUGAUAAGGGUUUGUUAAUAUA